AUGGGCAGUAGUUGGGCGAGCAGGAUGGUUGCGGUUGGGAGUUUGAUAGGGUAUGGCGCAGGAGCAAUUGAUCUGAGGAGUGUGUUUGGGCCCAUGUUGGGAGACACGCAGUUCAAGCAGUUGACGGGCGUUGCAGCUUUGACGCUGUGCUUGGCCAUUGGGACGACAAGCUGGGCGGUUACUGAAAGAGUGCUUAUUAAUGACGGAGCUGAAGAGGGCAAGGAGCUGGAUCUCAAGCAAGUUCUCGGUACCAUCGCGCAUACUGCUUUGAACCUGCCCCGAAGUAUCCAAGCCAUCUGCACAGUUCAAUUCUGGGCUUGGAUUGGCUGGUUUCCUUUCCUCUUCUACAGCACGACUUGGGUUGGCGAGGUAUACCUACGGUAUGACGCGCCAGCUGAGGUCAAGGCAGCAGGUGAUCUUACGGGCAAGGUUGGUCGCAUUGGCUCCAUGGCCCUCAUCGCCUUUUCCAUUAUCACAUUCGUAAUGUCUGUUCUCCUGCCUUUCUUUGUACAAAGUCCUGAAGACGAUGAAAAGGGCCCUGGCUUCUCCCAUCCGCCUAAGCGGUUGACUGGGCUGGCCAAAUAUAAGCCAAGCCUACUCACAGCAUGGACAACUGCGCAUUGUAUUUUCGCAGGAAGCAUGGUCAUGGCGCCUUUCGUGAGAAGUCUGAGACAUGCGACUAUCAUCAUCGCUUGCUGUGGCGUAUCAUGGUCCGUAGCCUGCUGGGCUCCCUUUGCGUUUCUCGGCGUAGAGAUCAACCGCCUCAACACAUCGUCGUCGCACUCGACACACCCAAAGCGCUCCUCCAUCGACCUUCCUGAAGCGCAAUCCAACCUCGAAAAGGGUGCUGCAUCUUCCUCUAGCGGCGGAGCAAGCUCAGGCCAAUACCUCGGCAUUAUGAACCUAUAUACGACGCUACCACAAUUCAUGGGCACAGGGAUAUCGUGGGUAGUAUUUUCCAUCUUGGAGCCCGGAAAGAGUCCCGAGUUGAGUGAGGCGCCGCCCGAAGAACAUCAUAGCACGGAUGGGCCGAAUGCAAUUGCAGUUUGCUUGUUCAUUGGGGCCUGUUCGGCGUGUAUGGCGGUUGUUGCUACGAGGAGGUUGGGAAGAAUACAGGGAAGGCUGUAG
Molecule: messenger RNA, 1128 nt
Organism: Alternaria postmessia
Lineage: Eukaryota; Fungi; Ascomycota; Dothideomycetes; Pleosporales; Pleosporaceae
Exons: 3
Coding region: 1-1128 (375 amino acids)
Cellular component (GO): membrane
Molecular function (GO): sucrose:proton symporter activity
Source: RefSeq, a predicted model, not a curated record